AACUCAUCCCCUAUUCCACAGUGUGACUGGCUUCUGAGGCUGUCUGUCAGUGAGCUCAGCGGCUGACGAUGCAGGGAGAGCAGAUUAUGAAGGGGAGCUCACCAGCGGCAUUCUCCUCUCAUUGUCUCAAUGGCUGCACACGCAUUCCUCUUGCUCUCCUCUGCCUUGCUGUCUGCCCUCAGCCUGCCCACCCUGUCCUUAGAUCAAGUGCCUGCACUCCUGGAGAGAAGCACAGAAGAGGACUAUGUUACAGAGGUUCCAUACCCAGCUGGGAGAAUCAGAGCGGGUGGUCUUGAUGGAAUGAGCUUGGAGACUCAGGGUUAUGUGCCCACUAAAGAAACCCCAUUCAGAAGAUUACUGAAGCUGCAUGGCUGGCACCACCUCAACCAGCAUGGCCAUGGCAAGGGCAAGAGAAAGCUACUCCAGUCCCCCAUCCACGGGCCCUACUCUCCCAUGAGCGUGGCCUACAAUGGCAAGACCUGCAUCCUUUUCAAGGCCAAGCGUCUGGCCAUCCGCUACCAGAACCAUACAUUCGUAGAUCUGACGGAGAAGACCUUUGGACCCAACGCCCCUGUGGACACCAAGGGUUCCAUCUGCACCAAGGAGAAGGCUACCCUCUCGCUAAAGUUUGGAGAUGUGGAGGAUCUCAGGGGACUUGUUAUCAGGCUGCAGAUGUCCAACACAUUCUACGAGUCAGCAGGGAAGAACUGGUUCACCUUAGACAGCGUCCACAUCCACUACAACUGGACCCAUGAAGCUACGUUCAACACCAGCGAGGUGUACGCCCCCGCCACCUCCUCCUACCACUGCCAGCAUGUCAGCAGUCAGCACAAAUAUGACACCCUCCUGGUGCCCAGCUCACACACCGACACCUCAGCUAACUGGCACAUCACGUUCACUGACUUCCAGAUCCAGGCGUUCAACGUCAUGUCUGGUAAGUUUGCGUCUGCCAGCGACUGUGCCAACUUCCUGACCCCAGCCAUCCUGAUGGGCCUGGUGACCUCUCUGAUCCUACUGUUGGUCCUGGCCUACGCUCUGCACAUGGUGGUCCACCUCAAACACAUCGACCGCUACGAGGAACACAAAGCUAUGGUGUACUUCCCACGCAGGCUGAGCAAAGCUCUAGAGUGCAGAGCCUCACAGCAGUGUGAGUUACCUGACAAGAACUGCCUGUGAGAGAUGGAGGAAGAAAGAGUGAGAAGAUGAAGAGGGGGGAUGCUGCCAAAUGCAAGAGUGAGAAAGUAUCACCCACACGGUUUUCCACGCUUCCAAAUGUUUGUUUACUAGUGACAACUCUUUUGACCUGUUGGCUUUUGUCAUUUCUCCAUAUCUAAGAUCAACACAUUUGACAUGUUAUCACUUCUAAGCUAUCACAUUUUUUGGAGCAUUAAAACAGUUUUUUUUACCAUACUUCAUUUUUUUAAAUUGACCUGAACACACAUUAAUAUCCUACGUAAAGUUUAUUGGAUGUUAAACCCUCUUGACGGUGGGGUUAGAGGUCAGGAAGAGACCAGGGGCCCAGUAUGGCCACAGUGUCCCCAGGCUUUCACUUGCGCGCCUGAUUAAACAGUUAACGACUGCAGCUAACCCUGCCGGUGUCCAAGCCUGCAAAGCGGCCUUCACUAUUUGGCAUAACUAGACUUUGGUAUGUUGAGUCCCCACUCUCCAUCGCUAGCCUUGACACAUUGCCAUAUUCACUAUCUCAUCUUCAAUACGAACACGAGGAAUCUUUUUAAGUUGAAUUAGAUGGUUUAGUACAGUAUUUAUAAAGUGGUGUGUGUGAGGAUCCACUGGUAGAUCACUGACAAAUCUUACUGGGUUAAGAUGGUACUUGAGCUGGAAACUUGUUUGGAAUAACUGGAGGGGAUCUCAAGAAUUCUAAAGGGCUUUGGUGAGUCAUGGAACAAAACCAUUUGGGAACCACUGGUCUGGCACCUGGCUUGUAUGAACUGAAUUGGUCACUGUGGACCACUGAACCUCUGGGGCGUAGACUUUUUGGACUUACUGUGAAACGGCCUUGAACGGACCAGCAGCCAGUCUGAGGGGUUAGCUUUGCAGGCAUCAAUGGCUUACUUUCAACACUAAAGACAAAACAUUGAAGUAAGCUGCACAAGACUGCCCUUCUGAAGUGAAGCUAAAAGAUUUGCCAUUACACAUGGUGAAGGACAGACUGUGGCAAUGUGAAGAUGAGAAGUACAGUUACAAUGUAUAAGACAAACAAAAAAACACUCAAAUGUACAGAUGUAUCUCUCAGCUGUCUUUUUUUACAGUUUAAUCAAUAAAUCCUGUUAUGUACAGGAA
Molecule: messenger RNA, 2301 nt
Organism: Salmo salar (Atlantic salmon)
Lineage: Eukaryota; Metazoa; Chordata; Actinopteri; Salmoniformes; Salmonidae
Product: V-type proton ATPase subunit S1
Cellular component (GO): proton-transporting V-type ATPase complex
Molecular function (GO): ATPase activator activity
Source: RefSeq, a predicted model, not a curated record